CACAAACACAAAACCCCGACGGCAGGGAGCAACGGGUCUCCGUAAUUAUUCGGGGAGCGCUCUGCCCUGGCGGCGACCUCCACUCGCUGCCGGAACCCUCGUCGCCGGCGAUCGCGUCGCGGCCUCCUCCGCCGCGCCGCCGUCCAUGUUCUCCAUCGCGGCCAUAAACGAGAGCGACUCCGGCGGAAAAUGGGAGCCGCUCGCGCCCGCCAAGGAAGCACAGGAAUUUGCGCUCUCUCAGAAGUAUCAUGAGGGACUCCUCAAGUUGCAACAAAAAGACUAUGCAAAAGCUCGUGAACUUCUUGAGGAUGUUUUGAAGGACCCGCUAAUAUCGAACAUUCAGGUUGAUAACACUGGCAGCGAUCAGCAUUUGCUGCAGCUAAGGUUUUUGACAUUGAAAAACCUUGCAUUUGUCUUCCGUCAACAAGGGUUGGAGUUUUAUGAUAAUGCUCUUCGUUGUUACCUACAAGCUGUCGAGCUUGAUGCAAACGAUUCAGUUGUAUGGAAUCAUCUGGGAACACUUUCUUGCUCGAUGGGUUUGCUGAGCGUAUCAAGAUGGGCUUUUGAGCAAGGGCUUCAAUGCAGCCCAAACAACUGGAACUGCAUGGAGAAACUAUUGGAGGUGCUUAUAGCAAUCCAUGAUGAAGUCGCAUGCCUUUCUGUUGCAAAUUUAUUGCUUAGGAAUUGGCCAUCACAUCAUCGUGCUUUACAUGUAAAGAAGACCAUUGAGGAUACUGAGCCAGUACCUUUUGCACCUCGGGGUAUUGACAUACUUGAACCCAAGCAUGUGACACUCAACUUUUCCAAUAAAAGAAAAUCUGGAGAUGAUGAAAUCCAUCAAGAAACGAGGACGAAGAAGAGUAAACAGAAUGCUACAUUGCAAUUGAACGAAGCAAAAUGGAUGGCCCUUUUAGAUGGUAUCCUAAGCUUCUUAAGUGCAAACAACAAGAAGGCUGAUGAAGAUAAUUGCACAAAUACUGCGUAUAGGUGUUCAGGCAUUGAGGGUAGUGACAAGGGGCUUGCUUAUAACAUGAUUGAUGUUGUUGUAUCUACAGAUACAUUCAAAACUGUGGAACCUGCUGCCGGAAAUGGAAAUGAUUCGUACCAUGAUGGUAAGAGUGUGCCAUCUCAUGAUUUCAAAACUACAGUUAAAGAGAAAGAUGUUAAUUCAAAUAGAGAACAUCCUCAUGAAAGGCGAAGCACACGCCUUGAGAGGCUGAGAAGUCGCAAAUCUGGAAAAGAUGAAAAUGGAACCGAUGGUAAAGAUAUAUCGCAUGCUAUGACCCAGUUUCUAGAUUCAUUUAUACUGAAGGGGCCAAGUGCUGCAGAAAAGAUUGAUUGUUCUGGAAAUACUCAUGCUGAUACUCUCACCUAUACAUCUGAUGAUGAGGCAAAUGAUGUUAAGCUAUUUCUAUGCAAGGUAUCCAAAAAUUUUGGUCCUCAUCACAUUGGUUAUAUGUUACUUGAGGAGAUGGCUCAUCUCAAAAUACCUUUCCAGGAUUAUUUUGUUAAGUUCAUCGACCUGGAGAAACUUACUAGAGGCUGGGCUCAAGACAGAUCUGCAUUGUGCAGCUUAUUUCUAGCUGAACUGUACUAUGAUCGAGCUUUGUGGUCUGGAAGCCCAUCAACAUCCUCAGAAUUGUCUGAUUCAUCUUACCAUGUUUGUAAGAUCAUAGAGUCAAUAGCUCUGGAAUUACCAUUCAACACAUCUGUUGGAGAAAUGCAUUCUACCAACUUGGAUUUGGGUACGGAAAACAGUAUGGCAGAUGUGUGUUCAAGUGAUCGAAUUGAGAAAAAUGAUUCACAUGUUUCCAAAUGUCCUGAAAAUUCUGACAAACCUGUUUCCUGUAACAUGCUUACUGAUGAAAAAUCUGAAUGUGAUUCUUCGUCAAACAUGAAUUGUGCGUUCUGGAUUCGCUUCUUCUGGCUGAGUGGCUGUCUGUCCCUUUCAUCAGAUAGCAAAGAGAGAGCUUAUAAGCAGUUCAAUAUUGCCCUGUCAAUCCUAAGAAAUAACAAAGAAGCCAAAAGCAGUGGAGAGCUCAUUCUUCUACCUCACACUAAGCUUGUAAAAUUGCUGACUGCUGACACAAUUCUUCGUGAAAUUAACUUGAUCAGGCUUGAAUCUUUACUUUGGAACAAUGAUGAGAAUAUCAACAAAAUAACUCAUACAGAGUUCAUGAAAUUGCUACCUCCACUUUUACUUUCCACCAGAGAUGUCCAUGUUGGAAAUGCAUACGGUCCACCAAGAGAAAGCGAAACUGUUAUUUCACUUGAGUUGUCUGCCUUGGAUGUCUUAAUAUCUGCAUGUGAAAAAGCAAAACCAAUGAACAUCCAGGUCUAUCUUGACUCUCAUCGAAGGAAAAUUCAAGUUCUAACUGUGGCAGCUGGUAUGAUAGGAUCUGUUACACCCCCAAAGGGAAAAGGUUCAAGUGAUGUGGACUUUGUGGAAGCAAUGAACAGGAACCGGCUAGAGAAUGUUGUGGAAGCAGUCAAAGACAUAUCUCAAAACGCCAGUAAAGCAAAAGACUUUAUUGAUCAGUGUGAUAAUUCUAAUGGGCAAGAUGGCUGGAGUUCAUUAAUUUCUAUCGUUGGUGACAUUCAAUCAUUGCUCCUUACAAUCAAGUGCGCUGCUUUCAAGAUGAUCCUGUCGAGAAAAUUCUCGUGCUCUGGAACCUCCUAUCAGGUUGACCAGUUGGAGAGUUCGUGUCUCAUUGAUGCAGCCAUUGCAUUUUGCAAGCUCCAGCACCUUGAUCCUACAAUAUCCAUCAAAACUCAGGUUGACUUAAUUGUCGCAGUCCAUGAUUUGCUUGCUGAAUAUGGGCUCUGCUGUGCUGGAAGGGAUUGCGAAGGGGAGGAAGGGACAUUCCUCAAGUUUGCAAUCAAACAUUUCAUGGCACUAGAUGUGAAACUAAAAUAUCAACUUAAUCCAAAUGGGAUGGAAGAAGAUGCAGCUCCAAAAAAUGACAGAGCACAAGACACUAUGACUGAUGAACCUUCAGUUGGUGACAGUAAGCAAAACUCUGAGGAUGAAGAAGAAUCGGAAUUGGACGAGAUACAGUCAUGUAUUGAUAGUGCCUUGGACCAGGCUUUUUUCUGCUUAUAUGGUUUGAAGAUAAACCCGGAUUCUUGCAGUGAAGAUGAUCUCGCGGUACAUAAAAAUACAAGCCGUGGUGAUUAUCAAACGAAAGAACAAUGUGCUGAUGUGUUUCAAUAUGUCCUGCCAUACGCAAAAGCUCUAUCUAAAACUGGCUUGGUUAAACUACGAAGAGUGCUGCGGGCUAUACGGAAACACUUUCCACAGCCACCUUAUGACUUACUGGUUAACAAUCCUAUUGAUAAUUUCUUGGAUGGAACUGAUUCUUGUGAAAAGAUGCUCUCUGAAAUUUAUGAAACUAAUGGAUCUAGGGAAGCUAUCCUGAAUGUACUGUUCCCAGGUGAAAGAGGCUACGAAGCAUUCAAAAAACUCUCCACUACCAGCUCAGAGCCUUACUCGGAUGUUUACGGAAACCUGUAUUACUACAUAGCACAAGCUGAAGAUUUAAGUGCCACCGACAAGUAUACAGGUUUUGUUUUGAAGAAGGAAGGAGAAGAAUUUGUUGAACAGGGUGCUAAUCUUUUCAAGUAUGAUUUAUUGUAUAACCCGUUGCGAUUUGAAAGCUGGCAGAAACUUUCCAAUUUAUAUGAUGAGGAAGUUGACUUGUUGCUCAACGAUGGUAGUAAACAUAUAAGCAUCUUGGAUUGGCGGAUGAAUACAACUUUAAUUCAAAGGGUUGAGAUGGGUCGUAGACAUAGUCGACGCUGCUUAUUGAUGAGUUUAGCAUUGGCCAAAACUGUUCCUGAGCAGAGCGAGACACAUGAAUUGUUGGCUCUAGUUUACUACGACAGCCUUCAAAAUGUGGUACCCUUUUAUGAUCAAAGAGCUACUUUGCCAGUGAAGGAUACAACAUGGGAGACAUUUUGUCAAAAUUCUAUGAAGCACUUUGAGAAGGCUUUUGAACUCAAGGUGCAGUGGCUUCAUGCUUUUUACCUUGGAAAGCUAUGUGAGAAACUGGGGCAUUCCUUUGCUAAGGCAUUUUCAUACUACAACAAAGCUGUGAUGUUGAAUCCAACUGCAGUUGACCCUGUUUACAGGAUUCAUGCAUCACGCAUGAAGUUACUGUAUACUCAAGGGAAACAGAAUCUUGAAGCUAUACAGGUUGUUGCUGACUACACAUACAACCAGUCAACAAAGGAGAAUGUCUUGAGCAUGUUGGGGUCCAGAACUAAUGUUCAGCAUUCAUCUUCUGAUCAGAAUGGAAAUCCUGCUCUAGAUAGUAAAGUGGAAAAUAAGUUUGUUGAGCCUGAUUUACUUGAUAAAGUGUGGCACAUCCUUUAUGAUGAUUGUCUGUAUGCCCUUGGUACUUGUGUGGAAGUGGAGCUAAAGCAUUUCCACAAGGCAAGAUACAAGCUUGCGCAAGGAUUGUAUAGAAGAGGUGAAGCAGGGGACCUUGAGCGGGCUAAGGAAGAGCUCUCAUUCUGUUUCAAAUCUUCUCGGUCUUCCUUUACAGUGAACAUGUGGGAAAUUGAUGGCACUGUUAGAAAAGGAAGGAGGAAAAAUCCAAAUGUUGGUGGAUCCAGAAAGAAUCUGGAGGUCAGUUUAUCAGAAAGUUCACGAAAAUUCAUUACAUGCAUCAGGAAGUAUAUGAUACUCUACUUAAACCUGCUGGAGAAGAAUAAGGACCUGUCGACUCUGGAGAAGGCAUAUACAUAUCUGCGGACAGAUAAGAGGUUUGCUUUAUGUUUGGGCGAUAUUGUUCCUGUUGGUCUUGGGAAGUACCUUCAAGUUCUAACGGCAGCAAUUCGAAAUCCUGAGAUUCGUCGAGCUUCUGGUGAUGCUCCUGUUGAACAACUACUUGAGAAAAUGUUCAGUGUAUUCAUGGAUCAUGCGAAUUUGUGGGCUGAUAUAAGCACGAUACCAGAGGUGAACUGUCCGGAAUUAUCAGAAAGCGAUCUUUACAGUUAUAUCCACCAGUACAUCUAUAUGCUUGAGAGUGAUGUCCGAUUAGAUGUUCUGGAAGGACUCAAUGAGAAGAUAAGAAAGCGUUUCAAGACACCGAAGUUGUCAAAUAGCAGCUUUGCUAAGAUAUGUAAGCAUGCUUCGCUGGCAUGGUGCCAGUGUAUUCUCAUCAAACUGGCCACAAUCACUCCACUGCCCGAACCCAUGGAUGCAACCGAUCAACCUGCUCCAUUAUCCAAUGGACUUCUACUUUACGUUGAUUUGCAACCUGAUGAGCUUCUUAUCUCAUCCCCUGACGCGGCUGCUCAAUUCAAAGGCCUUGACAUGAAUUGGUUCGAGACACUUAACAGAAUUAAAAACAUUCCAAUCAAGCAAAUAUCUGAAGAUAACUUGGAUUCUGCUGUUACUGUUAUGAAGAGCACUUACAACUUUUAUCGAGAGAGCUCUUGUGGAACAUUUCCCUCAGGUAUUAAUCUGUAUACAGUAACUCCAUCACAAGCGCCUAUUGGAGAGCUGCCACAAGGCCCUGCUGUUGUUGAUACCCUCGACCUAAGCAUCCCAAGAAAGCUCCUUCUGUGGGUAUAUACCUUGGUUCAUGGUCGUUACUCCAAUAUAUCCUCUGUUGUAAAGUACUGUGACGAUAUGAAGGCGCAGGCAAGAAAUAAAAGAGGAACCCCAACAGUGACUGCGUCAUCCCAAGUUGUGCAGCCAAUGCCACACAGUAAUGUUGCUUCUCAAGUUGUAGCUAAAGAAAAGAGUGCCCACCUUGAAUCCACUGAAGCAGCGCAUGAUGCAAAUCCAUCUGCUCCAGCUGCAGCUUGUGCUCCCCCACAACAAGAAGCGGGCAAUGCAAGCACCUCGCAGACCGCCAUUGAUGCCCAGAAUACCACCGCUGCGGCAUCUCAACUCACCCGCAGCAGUUCAUCGAGGGCAAUCGAAAAUGCACAGGACGGCGGGGAGAGCAAAUAAUGAAGGCAGAACUUGAUUUUGCAGAAUGAUAGGCUGUGCUCGAUUUGUGGGUGUGGGUGCAUGCGAUCCCUCUCCUGAUGGUUGUCAGUUCCGAGCUCUGUCCUUUGUGCAAUUGUUGCCGACUUGCCAAAUGGAGUUGGUCGAAGUGUAGACUAUAGAGUUAUGAAGAGGUGAGGUGCACAUUGAAAACAAUGGUGAAGCUUGAGCGAAAUAGAAGGUGGUGACAAAUGUAGUUGAGUAAUCCUAGACUGAUCUUGUCCAUAUUUCGGUCCAACAAAUAGCAGUAAUAUGCAUGGACCUACUCUGCUUCACUGUAUGGUUUGUACCCAAAUGCUGGAGUAGUAAUUUUUUUAGCUGAAAUGCUAGUACUAUUUUUACACUA
This is a messenger RNA of Phragmites australis (common reed), 6347 nucleotides long. Its product is annotated as calcineurin-binding protein 1-like. The record is from RefSeq and is a predicted model, not a curated record. Bases 146 to 5965 code for a protein of 1939 amino acids. Lineage: Eukaryota; Viridiplantae; Streptophyta; Magnoliopsida; Poales; Poaceae. Gene Ontology annotation, cellular component: nucleus. Gene Ontology annotation, molecular function: protein binding; nucleosome binding. The transcript has 21 exons. Gene Ontology annotation, biological process: chromatin organization.